Molecule: messenger RNA, 816 nt
Organism: Ostreococcus lucimarinus CCE9901
Lineage: Eukaryota; Viridiplantae; Chlorophyta; Mamiellophyceae; Mamiellales; Bathycoccaceae
Exons: 1
Coding region: 1-816 (271 amino acids)
Biological process (GO): protein geranylgeranylation
Cellular component (GO): Rab-protein geranylgeranyltransferase complex; cytoplasm
Molecular function (GO): Rab geranylgeranyltransferase activity
Source: RefSeq, a predicted model, not a curated record
AUGAAGGCGUGUGAAAAACUCUUAGGUUUGUGUCCAGAGAUUUUGACGGCGUGGAAUUAUCGACGAGAGACGAUCGAGGCGCGAACGGGGGACGCGGCGACGACGAGCGAAGGCGGAGACGAAGGCGAAGGCGAAGGCGAAGGCGAUUGGUGGAGCGACGAACUCAGGGUGAGCGAGACGGCGUUGAGGAAUAAUCCGAAGAGUUAUCCGAGCUGGUAUCAUAGGAAAUGGGUCCUGCGAAGGAUGAUCGAGGCGUUCGGGACGGAGGAGGGAAAGGCGAGAGAGACGCUCGAACGCGAGGCAAAGCUGUGCGCGGACAUGUUAAACGCGGACGAUAGAAACUUUCAUUGCUGGGCGUACAGGCGGUUCGUGGCGGAGAAACUCGGUCGCGGCGUAGAUGAGGAGCUGCAGUACACGCUGACGAAGAUUGAGAACAAUUUCAGCAAUUACAGCGCGUGGCACUAUCGAAGCGCGAUUUUGGAAUCUCGCGGCGCGGCGGACGCGGAGACACUCGAGCGAGAGUUUGAGCUCGCUUCGAACGCGUUUUACACCGAACCCGAAGAUCAGAGCGCGUGGAUGUAUCAUAGAUGGCUCACGUCGCGGGCUCGAGCGAUCGAAGACGCGAAAGAUCGUGAAUCAUUGCUCGAACGAGAGCGACAGACGUGUCGCGAGGUGAGCGAUCUCGAGCCGACGUGCAAGUGGCCGCUCCUAGCGCUCGCGUCGCUCGGAGACGAACACCCGCGGGAAAUGUUUCAAAAUUUGGCCGCGCUCGAUCCUGCGAGAGGCGGAUACUAUCGCGAGCGACGAAGCGAGUAG